CGUCGCUCUCAGCCGCGGGACUUCGACACCAUGCGAAUAAAAGCGUUAAACGCGCCCCACACACGGUUUAUCCAGUUUACACGUUAAACGUUAACCUUCACCGCCCCCACCCACACCGACCGGCCGAGGAGCGGCGCAGCCCCGCCAACGAGUGGCACCAGGUCGUACCAUGCAGGGGAAUAAUGGCCACCUCCCUGUUUUUGUUGCUCCGGCCAACGGCUCUGCAGGCUACACUGCGGGCAAGGUUGUGCCCGGUCGAUUGCCUGUUCCUACCAAGGCUCCGCCCCCGCCACCAUUGAAGCGCCUGUCCCCGCCCCCUGCGCGCCCCCCGCCCCUUCACCCGUCUGAAGACAAGGCCAGACGGGAGCACGCGCAGAACCUGCAGAGGAAGAACACUUACAUUUGCACCGGUGUCUUCCUUGGGGCGUUCUUCCUCACCCUUAUCUUCAUUCUCUGCCUUACGUCCGGAGACGUCCUAGAUGAGAACUGCCCGGAUCAUGACCCGACUCUGAUAGACUGGAACCCGGGGACAGGCCCCAGGACACCUGCGGUGGUGCGCAGAGGGGACAGGUUCCGCCUGGUCGCCUCGGCCAGCCUCCAAUCUCUCACCAUCCAGUCCGGAGGGCUGGUGGUCUUUGCCGACGACAAGGACGGCUCGAAGAACAUCACCCUGCGGACGCGGCACAUUCUCAUCGAGGACGGCGGCGCCCUCCACAUCGGCGGCCCCGAGUGCCGCUACCGCUCCCGGGCCAUCGUGGGGCUGGUGGGACGCUCGGACGACGCGGGCGCCACCGAUGUGCCCGGCUUCGGCCGCAAGUUCGUGGGGGUGCGCCCGGGCGGCACCCUGGAGCUCCACGGCGCCCGCCGCCUGUCCUGGACGCUGCUGACACGCACGCUGCCAGCGUCCGGCCUGUCGGCGGGUUCCUACGCCUUCCAGAAGAACUUCAGCCGCGGCAUCAACCUGCGCGUGGUGGACCAGGACACGGGUGCCCGGUUGCACGUCGAGCGCUUCGACACGCACGAGCACCAGAACGACAGCCGCCGCCUCAGCCAGCUGCUGCGCUCUCUCCCACCCGGCCGCAUCGUUGCGCUCGCCGUGGGUGACUCUGCCGUCAAGAGCCUCCUGGACGAGACCAAGAAGACCAUCCAGGACGUCCUGGGCAGCACCUAUGUUAAUGAGCUCCAGUUCAGGCAGGCGUGGGCGCUGGUGUCCGUGGUCGGCGGCGGCAACGGCUCGUGCACGGAAGCCGUGCGCGAGCACGAGAACCACGACACGCGCGGCAGGGCCCUGGCGCACCGCAACUUUGUCACCGCCGACGGCGUGCGGUUCGCCGUGACUGCCUACAGCGAGUGGAGGAAUGGUUACGCCAGCUCGGGCUUCACGGUGGACGUGGAGGACCAGGUGGUCCUGGACUUGCAGGAUGAUGUCAGCAGCUGGCGUCCAGGGGAGCGCGUGGUGGUGGCCAGCACUGACUACUCCAUGCACCAGGCUGAGGAGUUCACACUUCUGCCCUGCCCCCACUGCACUAAGAGGCAGGUCCGCAUACAAGGGAAGCCCCAGUUCACCCACGUGGGGGAGAUCGUGGAUGGCGUGGACAUGAGGGCGGAGGUGGCCCUCCUCACCAGGAACAUCCUUGUCCACGGAGAGAUGGAGAGUACCUGCUAUGGCCAGAACAAGUGCCAGUUCUUCAGCCACGACACCUUCGGAGGACACAUCAAGAUCCUGGGCAACUUCUCCUCGGUGCACCUGUCCCAGGUGGAGCUGAGACACAUGGGACAGCAGGCGGUGCUGGGCAGCUACCCCGUCCACUUCCACCGCUGCGGGGACGUGGACCGGCAUGGCGGCUACGCACAGCCCGCCUACGUGGACUCGCUCGCCAUCCACCAUUCGUUCUCCCGCUGUGUGGUGGUCCAUGCCACCAACGGUCUCCUGGUCAGGGACACCGUGGGCUAUGACACCCUGGGCCACUGCUUCUUCCUGGAGGACGGAAUUGAGCAGAGGAACGUAUUUUUCCAUAACCUUGGCCUGGUGACCCGGCCCGGCACCAUUCUGCCUACCGACCGCAAUGACACCAUGUGCACCGAGAUACGAGACCGCGUGUACAAGGGCCAUGUUCCCUCACCCGCGACUGAGUGCAAGGCCGUGUCCACGUUCUGGAUUGCCAACCCAAACAACCACCUGAUCAGCAACGCAGCAGCCGGUUCACAGGAUGCGGGCAUUUGGUACGUUUUCCACAGUUCUUCCACGGGAGAUUCUCAUGGGCUGGUACCAGAGACGAGAGCAGAACUCACUCCGCUGGGCAUUUUCUACAACAACCGCAUCCACUCCAACUUCAAGGCGGGUCUGUUCAUCGACAAGGGUGUGAAGACGAGCAAUGCCAGUGCCGCGGAUCCUCGCGAGUACCUUUGCCUGGACAACAGCGCCAGGUUCCGGCCCCACGAGAAUUCGGACCCUGCCAAGCCGCGCGUGGCUGCCCUCGUCGACGCGCUCAUCUCCUUUAAGAACAACGACCUUGGCGCUUGGAUCCGUGGCGGCGACGUCAUCAUCCAGAACUCUGCCUUUGCUGACAACGGUGUCGGCCUGUCAUUUGCAAGUGACGGCAGCUACCCUAAAGACGUCGGCUCCAGUCAGGAGGUGGCUGACUCGCUGUUCGUGGGCGAGAGCAAGAACCGAGGCACUAACGGCGGCCUGAACAAAUACUGGGGCCUCGGUGGCGUGGACGGCAAGCUGCGGACGCUUCCCCGAAACAAGACGUUCCCCAUCCGGGGCUUCCAGAUCUACGAUGGGCCCGUACGGCUGCUCCGGAGCACUUUCCGGGCGUACGCCCCAACUCCCGAGCGCUUCACUAGCGCCGUGGGCUUCAACCUGAAGAACACCUGGCAGCUCACACCCAGGAACAACCUGUCCUCCCUGUCCUUCCUGUCCAGCGUGACCCUGCGGGCGUUCUUCGGCCGCCCAGGCCAGUGGUUCGAGGACAACGACCUUGACGGCGACAAGAACUCCAUCUUUCACGACGUGGAUGGCUCGGUGAGCGGCUACCCCGGCACGUACGUGGCGCGCGCCGACAACUUCCUGGUGCGCCACCCCGCGUGCGUGGACGUGCCGCAGUGGAACGGCUGCGUGUGCAGCGGCCGCUACGCGCAGGUGUACAUAAAGACGCAGGGCACGCCUAACCUCGGCCUGUCCGUCACCAGGGACGAGUACCCCGAGCGGCCCAUGCUGUUGCGGGGCAUCAACAGCCAUGGCGCGCUCUCGCAGCAAUACCAGCCCGUGCUGAUGCUGACCAAGAGCUACACGCUGCAUUGGAGCAGCCAGGCGCCCCGGGAGGUCGCGAUCUCGCUGGUCAACUUUGAUCUAGGAGACUGGGCUUUCCUUGGACUGUGUUACCCCUCAGAUACGGUAUUCCAGGUGGUGUCGGAUAUCUACGACAGGCAGAACAAUGUGUUUGAUGGCAUGGAGGACUAUGGCUCAGUCUCCUCCCUGGCCGAACUACAAAAACGACCCCUGGACAGGAAGUAUUUUUUUGACAGCUCCACCGGGCUGCUGUGGCUGUACGUGCGGGCUCAGCAUGGCCGUAGCGGCUACAGCUACUGCUCUGUGCGAGGCUGCGAGCGUGUGAAGAUCACGGCCACCACCAGCACCAAGCAGACCUGCAACUGCACCGCCCGUGCCUACCCCAAGUACCGCAAGCAGCCCAGCGCCACCACGCCCAUGCCCCCGCCCACCACUACGCCCUGCACCCGCUGCGGAGCCUCCAAGCUGGUCUUCUCCAGUGACCCGUCCAGCAGCUACCUCCAGACCCAGAUCAAAGCGCUCAGUCUCGUGGAGGAGCAGAACAACGACACACGAGCCUUUAUCACUGUGAACGCCAAGCAGUUUAACCUCACCCAGGUCGGCUUCCUCGUGGUCGCCGCGGAUGCCUGCACUGGCAAGGUCACCAAGCAAUCCUUCUUCCCAAAGCUGGACUCCAAGAUGAAACAGCAUUUCACCAGUGGGAUCCCAGCCAGGUCGAUCGUCAUGCUUGCCACAAGGGGUCAGCCGGAUGGAUUCGCCAAGGUCGCGCCGCAUCUGGUCCCCCUGGGAGCAGCCAAAGUGGCAGACCUGCAGGGCAGAGGGAGUUUCGCCUUCUUUGGCUUCCAGGGGGUGGCCACGCGCCCGCCAUGGGUGUCUCUCCUGGUCGGACAGGGGGAGGAGCCUGUGGGCAUGAUUGAGAGGUACAUCCCACUGGCGCUGGAGGAGUACUCUUGUCCUCUGGGGGCAGAGCCAGCGAAACGGAAAGAUCUGGAACUGCUGAGAAAAGCGCGGCGUUAAAAAAAAAAAAAAAAAAAAAAAAAAAAGUUUCCCAAAUGUGAACAAAAAAUAUGAUGGACUGAAUGUGAAAUAAUGAAAUUUAUUUAUUUAUGGCAAAAAAAACCAAAAAAAAGCUUGGGGGGUAUUUUAUAGAUAAAUGCGAGUAUGAAAAUGUGUGUGGGUGAAAGUGUGUGUGAGGGAGAAUGUCUGUUCUUUUUUUUUUUUGGUCCAUGGAACCCUCUGUUGCACUUCACAUUAGGACUGAUCCAAACAGAAUUAUAAACCCACGUUCUGGAAAAAAAAACGCACACAACCUGCGUUAGGGACUGAUUCACUAUUUUCAUUUUCUGCCUUCAAUCCAUCUCUUAUUAAAAGCCUUUCUUAUCAUGAGAACAGAGCGUGGAAGAACCUCUCGUUGCCCAGCGACACCCCCCCCCCCCCCCAGUCCACGGGUGCUUUGAAAUAACGGGGGAAGCAGUGAUUUUAAAUAACCUAUGGGUUGAAACAAAUCCCAAAACUUUCCUUUUAAAGAAGGAUCCUUAAUCCCAAAGGCAGAACCAUUCGCCUACAAUGGCCUAGAAACCCAGGAGUGCCGCUAGAACAUCACCGUGCCUGCGUCAGGAGUUAGCUUGUGGACGGGCCUCAGAGUUCAUUUUGUUCAGCUUCAGUUAGAAAGCUGGUCCAUCUUAAGAUGUGGUGUGUGUGUUUUUUUUUUUUUUUUUUUUUUUUUUUUAAAUGCUUCGUGGAAUGUUUUGGAAGCCAUUGCAGGGCUUAAUACCUCUUACAACUUGGUUUAUUAGUGAGAAAAUCUUAGAUAACCAUGUCAGCUUUUUAAAUAAAUAUUUUUUUAAAUAUACAUAUUUAUUGUUCCUUAUCAGUAUGCCAUGUCAUGGGCAUAGAUUUGGCAAUACUGUUAUCCACAAAAUAAUUGCUGCUUACACACAUCUACACACAACACGCAGCACGGUUUCGUGGCAUUUUGAGUUGAGUUCACAGUACUGGGCCUCCAGCACACAGUGGGUCGGUGGUGAUAAGGGCACUGUUUUUUUCACGGCACAGUCCAGGACGUGACUUCUGUCUUUUCCUAUGGCUCUGAAUAGCAUGCCACUUGAAACAACCCCCCCUAGCCCCCUUUCCUAGAGGACCUCUGGUCAGGAGUCCGUGGACCCAGCGCCGGUCACGGGGGCUGCCAAAGAUUAAAAAACGAACCGGUGCAGCAUAACAUCUCAGCCAAGACUGUCGGUGACUACUGUUGGUUUGCCAUCUAUGUGCUUAAGAACAGCGCGCCGUUGAAACGGUUAUUCUAAUGUUCAUUAUGGGUUAAGUGAAAAACCCAAAUGUCUGUGUUUUCUGUUUAAGGGCUUACAGGGACGAGAUAGUGACUCUUUGUUAACCACUGUAUUGUAAAAAGAAAAAAAAGGGUUGUGUGGGUUGUAUGGCGGAGUUGAUAGCUGAAGAAAGCAUAUUGCAAGAUGUGAAUAGGGCUUGUUAAUACUAUACAAGUGCCUUUUUGCUUUUAAUUUUUUAAAUUGUUUUCAAUUACCAGUUCUUUAAUGUUUACUGUAAAAGCUUUUUUGCUUAAAAUUUAUAUUCUGUUAAAAUUGCAAAGUUGAUAAAACAUUUAUACUUUGUCA
Molecule: messenger RNA, 5925 nt
Organism: Electrophorus electricus (electric eel)
Lineage: Eukaryota; Metazoa; Chordata; Actinopteri; Gymnotiformes; Gymnotidae
Gene: cemip2
Product: cell migration inducing hyaluronidase 2
Source: RefSeq, a predicted model, not a curated record